AUGCGCAGCGUCACCGCCCACACACUCGCUUGGACUCGCUUUUGCGCAUCCGGCACAAUCUUCGAGGGCCGCGUCCACAGCAGCAAGAAGUACGUCAGGACCGUCUUCACCAAGUACCCCAGCGCGGACCUCAACAGCCUCGGCCUCAACGAGAGCUAUAGGCUUCCUAAAGCCAACAAUUCCUACUGA
Molecule: messenger RNA, 189 nt
Organism: Purpureocillium takamizusanense
Lineage: Eukaryota; Fungi; Ascomycota; Sordariomycetes; Hypocreales; Ophiocordycipitaceae
Exons: 1
Coding region: 1-189 (62 amino acids)
Source: RefSeq, a predicted model, not a curated record